Molecule: messenger RNA, 603 nt
Organism: Malassezia globosa CBS 7966
Lineage: Eukaryota; Fungi; Basidiomycota; Malasseziomycetes; Malasseziales; Malasseziaceae
Exons: 2
Coding region: 1-603 (200 amino acids)
Cellular component (GO): nucleolus
Molecular function (GO): zinc ion binding; nucleic acid binding
Source: RefSeq, a predicted model, not a curated record
AUGCACUCGCCAGAUCCUGACCAGCGCUCGGAAUUUCGUCGGGCGAAACGAGCAGAGGAACGAAAAAACAAAAUGCGCUGCUUUGUUUGCCGUGCAUUCUCACAUGCAGCCAAAGACUGUCCACAUAAUGUUUCGGGGGACACGCAAGGUAAAGAUACUGUUGGCAUUUGCUUCCGAUGUGGAAGCACAGAACAUUCACUCGCGCAAUGCCGGCGUCCAAGAUCAGAGCAAGCUGAUGAGCUGCCAUUUGCCACUUGUUACAUUUGCUCAGAAAAGGGCCAUUUGGCAUCAAAGUGUCCUCAGAACAAGGGAAAGAGCGUUUAUCCUGAUGGAGGCGAAUGCAAGGUCUGUGGCUCUGUUGAGCAUCUUGCGAGAGAUUGUCCUCGGGAUCCCCGUCGCAUCACACAUGCUUCGCACGUUGAGGCUGGCGGUGUGGGUCUUCUAGACAACGUGUCCAGCGGUGGCGCAGAUGAAGAUGAGUUCCAUGUUGUUGCGCAGCAUCGUCUGAAUCAGCAGAAGGAUGCUCAGCGGGAAUGGAAGAAGCUGCAUACGUCAUCAUCAACACCAACUGGAGCCGCAUCCGCCAAAGUCGUUCGUUUCUAG